Molecule: messenger RNA, 306 nt
Organism: Didymodactylos carnosus
Lineage: Eukaryota; Metazoa; Rotifera; Eurotatoria; Philodinida; Philodinidae
Source: the annotation of a GenBank genome assembly
AUGAAGAUACCCAGGUCCAAUUUUAUGACUGCGGUAAACGACCGUACAUUUUUACCGUUAGAGCGUGAACAUAUUCGUAUGUGUAUUCAACGUCAAUUAGAUAUUAUUAUUCAACAAGAAAAAGAAGUCAUUUUGUCACCAGUUGAGAAAAAUGUUGUUAUCGAUAAUGUUAUUGAUUUAAUUGAGUUUGCUCCACCAGAUACAGCACUCUAUUCCGUUUCAGGCUGUAAAAAAGUUCAACAAAAAUUAUAUUAUGUACUCGAAAAAUCACUAUUAAGUCUCUUGCGAGCAGAUUUGCUCGAAUAA